Rotaria sp. Silwood2 is the source of this 423-nucleotide messenger RNA. The record is from the annotation of a GenBank genome assembly. NCBI's taxonomy places the organism in Eukaryota, Metazoa, Rotifera, Eurotatoria, Philodinida, Philodinidae.
AUGACAACAAAAACGACAAUUACCUUAUCACCAAUAAAACAUCAUCAUGGAUCAAUUAAUUUAAGAAAAAGUCGUCAAAUAUUUUUAUUAAUAAAUCGUAAACAACAAAUGAACUUAUCAUUAACAAUACCAAUAAUAAAUUCUUUACCAACAAUGAUUACAGAUAGUUGUGAAAAACAAAUUAUACUACCAAUGAAAUUACCUGAUCUUGUUAAUGAUAUUCUUAUUGAACAACAACGACGAGAAAUUAUUGUUAAUAUUGCAACUAUAUUAAGAAAAGUUGGUGAUCAAAUUGAUGAACAAUUACAGAUAAACAACACUUCAUCAGUAUCAUCGUCAUCAUCAUCAAUUGAUCACAUAUUUGGCCAACGAACCAUUACAUUCAUUCAUGGUUUAUGUCAUGUUCUUCGUUUUUUCUUGUAA